CUCCGUCCGUGUCCGCGUCGACCGCUGCGGCUGGCUGCGGCUCAUCCGGCGAUAGCAGCGGCGAGCACGCAUCGACAAGGAAGAUUGUGACGAGGAGUACGUAACGUCUGCAUGAGCGGACCGCCAGGCACGAUGCAGUCGCGCGUGAACAUCGACGAACCCCGCUGGGACCAGAGCACGUACUGGGGCCGCGCGCGACACUUCUUCACGGUGACCAACCCGCUCAAUCUGUUGUGCACGGGCCACGAGCUGAACGAGUCGCGUGACAUCGUGACGCGCUACCGCAAGGGCGACCACAUCCCCGGACUGACGGAAGAAAAACUAUGGCGCGCCAAGCACAUCUACGACUCCGCGUUCCACCCGGACACCGGCGAGAAGGUGACGCUGAUCGGCCGCAUGUCGGCCCAGGUGCCAAUGAACAUGACCAUCACGGGCUGCAUGCUCACCUUCUACAAGACGACGCCGCAGGUGAUCUUCUGGCAGUGGGUCAACCAGUCGUUCAACGCGGUCGUCAACUACUCGAACCGUAGCGGGGACUCCCCGAUACCUUUGUCGACGCUGGGUCUCUCCUACGUGCUGGCGACUGGCGGUGCUCUGGGAACCGCGCUCGGUCUCAACAGUCUCGUGAAGUCGCUUCCGCCGCUCGUCGGCAGGUUCGUGCCGUUCUGCGCCGUGGCGGCGGCCAACUGCGUCAACAUCCCCAUGAUGCGGAUGCGGGAGAUCAGGCACGGAAUUCCCGUGGUCGACGAGAACGGCAACCGCCUGGGCGAGUCCAAGGUCGCCGCGAAGUGGGCCAUCGCCAUGGUGGUCCUGUCCCGGGUGGGCAUGGCUGCACCCGGCAUGGUGUUCCCGCCCAUCGUGAUGAACACGCUCGAGAAGAAGGGGGUGUUGCAGCGCUACCCGUGGAUCAGCGCGCCGCUGCAAGUGGGCAUGUGCGGCCUGAUGCUGGUGUUCGCGACGCCCCUGUGUUGUGCUAUCUUUCCGCAGAAGAGCCAGAUCGAAGUGAACCAGUUGGAACCAGAAUUGCAGGAGGUCAUCAAAAAGCUUCCCAGUCCGCCUACCAGAGUGUACUAUAACAAGGGGCUCUGAGGUGCAUCUCAUAGACCGGUUUACUGCAAUUACAUUCUAGAAAACACGGUGCAUGCGCUGUGGGUUGGGGAGUACAUUGUGAGAAGUUUCGAAUUCCAGCCUGGGGUUGACACUGAAUUGGCUUGCUUUCCUUGAAUAUGUGUUUCACGGUGUGAAUUUCAGUUCAGUGCCCCUAGGCACGCACCCAACUUUUGUGGCUGACUGCUAGCCUGCUGAAUGACAUAUGAAAACAUGAGCGGGUUGCUUUGACACCACAGUAAAAAAAAUUUGGAAAUAAUGCUGGCAUUCAAGAUGCAGUAGUUGCGUCUAUAAUGCCCUUUAUAUACUAUUACGUAACAUUGCCUAGCUAAUGCUACAUCUUUGCGUAUUAUAUGCAUCUGUUGCGUUUUAUAUGCUGGCUUUGGAGUUAUCCAAAUCUUGACAUAACGGUGCUUUUGUGAGCCUACACAAAAGUGGGAUUGUCUUUCGUGUGGUUAGCUCAAAUGAGCACAGUUAUUUGUGGCCCCACAGACACUGGUAGUAGCAACUCUGGAACAGCUGUAGGCAAUGCGAGCUGUACUGCAAGAGCUGUGAUACCAUUGUGCUUUACAUUCGACACAGCAAGCACCGCAGUUCUUUUUUUGCGUGUGAGCAUUGCAAAAAGUGUAACGUACUCCUUCCAUGUUGCCGACUGGCAAUUUAUUUUGCUGUCAGAGGUUUAUUUUUAUGCAACUUUUCUGGGGGCUGUUGUACCUUGUGGGCUUUCAUGCUGUGAUUGCAAAGGGCUCAGCAGAAACUAUAUAUAUUUUCUUCAGGGCAACUAUUCCUGGCACACUGGCAAGUGCUGUACAUAUAAUGCCAGCCCGAUCUUGACGAGAGGAGUGAAAUAAGUCUGUUAUUGUUUCUCGAUGGCAAGUGUGACUUGCACCUUCCUACGUAUCAUAGUGACGUGGCUCGCAAUAAAUGUUCUUUGUUCCUACUUAUACACAGCUCUGAAGGUUUGCUAUGUCAUAGAAGUGCAUGGUAUUGAUGGACGAGAAUGUUUGAGACAGGUCACAGAUGCUAUGGUCGCCCGUUUUACUGUGAAUCUGUCUUGUUGCAUACUCAGAUACAUAUAGGUAACAUCAAGUCAUAAAAGGACAUUUAGGCCACUACCACGGCAGUUUUGAAGCAUGUGUUCCUUGAUAAAUAAGUGUCUGCAUUUUAAAUCAAUCCUUAAAUUUCUUGUAGGGCUACCCCAUAAUAGUUUUUAUGUUGUACAAAAAUGACUUGAGCAUAUAGCCUCAACACUAACUUUCCACCAUUAGCCAGAUAUGGCUGGCCAAUAAGCUUGCACAUAGGGACAAAGCAAAUGGUUUUAUAUAAAAGACCUUGAAAAGAAAGUUGGUGUAUGUAAUGUGAUUUCCUUAUUUACUAGCUAGUUUGUAAGAUACAACUUUAAAUGCAGAGCUGUCAACACAAGGUACACCGCUGCAUCAUUUGACACAGAAGCGAUUGCUUUUAGGAUGCAAGCACCUAUGCGUGACCACUUAAUUAUUAAUUUUGCAAUGGUUUGUGCAUAAUUCUACGUGCCUUGUGAAAUUAAAGCACUCGCACGGGUAAAAAAUGCUGACAUUCAAGAGCAUGAUUUCAUUAAAUUAAGUGCCACAGGUUAAACAAUUUUUUUAUGUUCCUGUAAAAAAGAUGUGUAAUUUCAUCUUUCAGAAUAGUUGCUUUUGCUAAGUUUAAUGUGCCAAAGCUAUGGCCACUGUACUCGACGCACAUAUCGCGAUAACACUCUGGAGAGCUUGUUCAAGAAGGAAAUAAGAGCUGGGACAUGGACAACCGAGGACCAAGUCAUUUAUUACAACCACAACAUCUUAUAACUGUGUGUAUGUGUCAUUGAAGGGGGUGGCUGUCAGGUUUAACGUUCACAGUGAUUGAGGAUGGAAAAGUAGCUUUGGCAACUUUGUCUGCCAUCGACUUUAUCAGUCUUUGUUCGCUGCAGGAUCUGCGCUGAGAAAUACCAUGUUUAGAUUGGCUGUACAUGCAGGUGCCUUGUACGGCCAUAAGCAGGUUAUUGUGUGUUAACACUGCCGUGCACAUUGAAGGUUUCAUCGCAAUACAUAGAGUGCUCCACUUUGUGGUACAACUGGAACUUGGCCUCUGCAACGCAAGUGGUGUUUAGUGCUUUUAGUAAUAUAAUUAUUUGAUGAUGCAUUGUUUUUAAGACUGCUCUGAAGUACUAAAGACAAUGGCAGGGUGUGCAGCACCUACUGCAUCAUGCUGAGUGAUGUCUCCCAGUGGCACAAUAAACACAUUUAAUGCAGCAUAAACUUUUUGGUGUUAUCUGUGUGGUAACAAUAUUUUUCACAAAUUCACGUGUGGAAGAAAAAAGCAUGUCGAGGACACAUUUAGCAAAUUUCAAGUUUUACAUGGUUCCCUAAAGUGAUGAAGUGAAUUCAGCAUUGUUCUCCUGAUGUACAUUUAUCGAACACCAAUUUUAAUUGUUGCAUGCGAUUUAUUUUGCAUGUGGCAGUCAUUUUCUUCUCCUGGAAAACGUCGAGAAGAACCGUAUUAACAUGAGUUUGAUAACUGUUGCAGAACCCUUACACAGCAUUGAAAUUAGUGUGGUAUAUAUCUCGUAAGCAAAACCAAGUGUGUCGUACAGUCAAUAGUUCAAGAACUAUGUGCUUGUACGUGCUGUAUAAGUUUCGAAGUGCAAUUAAAGCAGUCAUAAUGAG
Messenger RNA from Rhipicephalus sanguineus (brown dog tick), 3791 nucleotides. RefSeq names its product sideroflexin-3 (gene Sfxn1-3). Gene Ontology annotation, cellular component: mitochondrial inner membrane. NCBI's taxonomy places the organism in Eukaryota, Metazoa, Arthropoda, Arachnida, Ixodida, Ixodidae. The coding region runs from base 112 to 1089 and encodes 325 amino acids. The record is from RefSeq and is a predicted model, not a curated record. Gene Ontology annotation, molecular function: monoatomic ion transmembrane transporter activity. Gene Ontology annotation, biological process: serine import into mitochondrion; monoatomic ion transport. The transcript has a single exon.